Messenger RNA from Lepus europaeus (European hare), 1842 nucleotides. RefSeq names its product STING1 ER exit protein 1 (gene STEEP1). The coding region runs from base 54 to 722 and encodes 222 amino acids. The transcript has 7 exons. Lineage: Eukaryota; Metazoa; Chordata; Mammalia; Lagomorpha; Leporidae. The record is from RefSeq and is a predicted model, not a curated record.
UUCUGCGCGACUCUUUUCCUAGGCGUUUGGUUCUCGGGCUACUCUUCUGAACUAUGCCUAAAGUAGUGUCGCGGUCGGUAGUCUGCUCCGACACCCGCGACCGGGAGGAAUAUGACGACGGCGAGAAGCCCCUGCACGUCUACUACUGCUUGUGUGGCCAGAUGGUGCUGGUGCUGGACUGUCAAUUAGAGAAAUUACCCAUGAGGCCCCGGGACCGGUCCCGUGUGAUUGAUGCUGCCAAACAUGCUCACAAGUUUUGUAACACAGAAGACGAGGAGACUAUUUAUCUUCGGAGGAUCGAAGGCAUUGAGCGACAGUACAGGAAGAAGUGUGCAAAGUGUGGACUGCCACUCUUCUACCAGUCCCAGCCGAAGAAUGCUCCUGUGACCUUCAUUGUUGAUGGAGCAGUCGUCAAGUUUGGCCAGGGUUUUGGGAAAACAAAUAUAUAUACCCAGAAACAAGAGCCACCUAAGAAGGUGAUGAUGACCAAACGGACAAAAGACAUGGGCAAGUUCAGCUCUGUCACUGUGUCUACCAUUGAUGAAGAGGAAGAGGAGAUUGAGGCUAGGGAAGUCGCUGACUCGUAUGCACAGAAUGCCAAAGUGAUUGAAAAACAGCUAGAGCGCAAAGGCAUGAGCAAGAGGCGGCUGCAAGAGCUGGCUGAAUUGGAAGCCAAAAAGGCCAAAAUGAAGGGGACAUUGAUUGACAACCAAUUCAAAUGAUGAGGACCUUUCUCUGAGCCAAGGCUGGAGGCAAGCAUUUAGAAUAGAGAGAAAAAUAAUUUCUUGGUUACAUGGACUGGUUCCUAUUUAUACUCUGCCAGCAGGCUUUACAUUGCUUUCCACUGAUUCUCCUGUGUUCAUUAAGGUCUAUAACUGAGUCCAUUUGACCUGCUUUGUAAAUUUUUCUAAAUCUUUUUGUAUAUAGGUUUUCUGUACUAUCUUUUGCCCAUUUGAUGUCAACUUCUUCAGCUGUGUAGAAAGUUUAUGAAUAGAUUAGUGCUUGAAUGUCCCUAGUUUAUAGAAUGACUUUUUAUUCCUUCCCCCAAAAUAAUAAAAUGUUUAAAGAUUUUUUGAAAAAAAAAGUAUCUUGAUAUGUUUUAGAGGAAAGUGGUGUGAAUUUGCAAAGUCACAGCAUCUCAGGUCCUUUUAAGUGACUCUGUUUCUGUACUUAGAAUUGGCUAUGGUUUGAGUCUUUCUGCUGUCAGAGGAGAGCUAUUAAAAGCUAAAAUCUGUAUAAUGUUUCCUUUCCUUCAAACAUUAAAGCUAUAGAUGAGCCAUACCCUAUCAGACUUUAUAUUAAAAUGAGGAAAAGCCAGAUUGCUGUAGGAGAAGGAGGAUAGCUUAGAUCUGAACCAACGUAGGGUCUCAAUAAGUAACCCAAAGUAGCUACCAUCUGGUCAGGCAGCUAAGAAAACUGCUCCCCAUUGUGAGUAUAUGGGAGGGAGACAUAGAUUAAAAAAUGAUACUGAGGGACUGGCGUUGUGGCGCAGCGGGUUAAGCCACCACCUGUGGUGCCAGCAUCCCAUAUGAGCACCAGUUCAAGUCCUUGGCUGUUCCACGUAGGAUCCAGCUCCGUACUAAUGCACCUCAGAAAGCAGUGGAAGAUGGCCCAAGUACUUGGCCCCUGCUACCCACUUGGGAGACUCAGAUGGAGUUUCAGGUUCCUGGCUUCAACCUUGCCCAGCCCGGACCAUUACAGCCAUUUGGGUAGUGAACCAGCAGAUAGAUGAUCUCUGUCCCUCUCUCCUUUCUCUAUGACUCUGCCUUAAAAGAAAGAGGUGAUACUGAGAUAAACAGAGUUAUCUGUUUGAUAUCUUUUACUUCAUAUUGGCUAUUAUUU